Lepus europaeus (European hare) is the source of this 1548-nucleotide messenger RNA. It is a transcript of the gene WWOX, whose product is annotated as WW domain containing oxidoreductase. The transcript is spliced from 9 exons. Gene Ontology annotation, molecular function: protein binding. The record is from RefSeq and is a predicted model, not a curated record. Lineage: Eukaryota; Metazoa; Chordata; Mammalia; Lagomorpha; Leporidae. The coding region runs from base 93 to 1337 and encodes 414 amino acids.
GCGCGGCGCUCGGUUGAAGCGGGAGUGAGUUCCUGGGCUAGGCGACCGGGCGGCUGAGGGGACCGGGCGAGCGCGCGCCUCCUGUGUCCGCCAUGGCGGCUCUGCGCUACGCGGGCCUUGAGGACACGGACAGCGAGGACGAGCUGCCCCCGGGCUGGGAGGAGAGAACCACCAAGGACGGCUGGGUGUACUAUGCCAAUCACACUGAGGAGAAGACUCAAUGGGAGCAUCCGAAAACUGGAAAAAGAAAACGCGUAGCAGGAGAUUUGCCGUAUGGAUGGGAACAAGAAACCGAUGAGAACGGACAAGUGUUUUUUGUUGAUCAUAUAAAUAAAAGAACCACCUACUUGGACCCAAGACUGGCAUUCACUGUGGAUGAUAAUCCAACAAAGCCAACCGCCCGGCAGAGAUACGACAGCAGCACCACUGCCAUGGAAAUCCUCCAGGGCCGGGACUUCACUGGCAAGGUGGUCGUGGUAACUGGAGCUAAUUCAGGAAUAGGGUUUGAAACUGCCAAGUCUUUUGCCCUCCAUGGUGCACAUGUGAUCCUGGCCUGCAGGAAUAUGGCAAGAGCCAGCGAGGCGGUGGCACGCAUUUUAGAAGAAUGGCAUAAAGCCAAGGUAGAAGCAAUGACCCUGGACCUCGCUCUGCUCCGUAGCGUGCAGCAUUUUGCUGAAGCGUUCAAGGCCAAGAAUAUGUCUCUUCAUGUGCUUGUGUGCAAUGCAGCAGCUUUUGCUCUGCCCUGGAGCCUCACAAAGGAUGGCCUGGAAACCACCUUCCAAGUGAAUCACCUGGGGCACUUCUACCUUGUCCAGCUGCUUCAAGAUGUUUUGUGCCGUUCGGCCCCUGCCCGUGUCGUUGUGGUGUCCUCUGAGUCUCAUCGGUUUACAGAUAUUAAUGAUUCCUCGGGAAAACUUGACUUUAGCCGCCUUUCUCCAUCAAAAAAUGACUAUUGGGCCAUGCUGGCAUACAACAGAUCCAAACUCUGCAACAUUCUGUUCUCCAACGAGCUACACCGCCGCCUCUCCCCUCGGGGUGUCACAUCGAAUGCGGUGCAUCCUGGGAACAUGAUGUACUCCUCCAUCCAUCGCAGCUGGUGGGUGUAUACACUGCUGUUCACCUUGGCACGGCCCUUCACCAAGUCUAUGCAACAGGGAGCCGCCACCACGGUCUACUGCGCCGCGGCGCCGGAGCUCGAGGGCCUCGGAGGGAUGUACUUCAACAGCUGCUGCCGCUGCACACCCUCGGCAGAAGCGCAGCGCGAGGAGACGGCCCGGGCGCUGUGGGCGCUCAGCGAGAGGCUGGUGCAGGAGCGCGUGGGCAGCCAGCCCCACUGAGGGCGAGCGCCGGACCCCUUCCCACCUCAGCAUCCCGCGGAUCCCCGUGGCCCGGUCGCGCGGGUGUGCACGAGAGAAGCGAGAGCCGCUGCCAUGAGUGGAACGUGCCAAGUACCAAUGGGAAACGGAGUUCCGGGGGAGGGGAGGGAAGAAAUCACUUUCCUGGGGCUGGGGUACCUGUGGGUCUUUGUGCUGCUGUGUUUGAAAGCGG